Clonostachys byssicola is the source of this 1089-nucleotide messenger RNA. The record is from the annotation of a GenBank genome assembly. NCBI's taxonomy places the organism in Eukaryota, Fungi, Ascomycota, Sordariomycetes, Hypocreales, Bionectriaceae.
AUGCCUUCUUUCAACCUUAUUCAGAUCAGUGCUCUUCUUGGGCUCUUGGGAGGAACAGCUGCCGCCGUCACAGGCAGGGGAGCAAUCCCUGUUGGAGCCAAGAUUGUAGAGAAGCAACCUAUCGAGUUUUUUUGUGAUGGACCCAAUGGGCCAUCCACAUCCAUCACCACUGCCACAAGGACCUUGACCCGUCCCCCUGGUUCAGCAAUCACAGAUGGACCGAUCGUCAUCAACGGCCCUGUUGAUUUUAAUUUCUUUGGGCAGUUCCCAGGCGAUUUGGCCUCGGGCCAUUAUCCCUGCAGACAAUGCGCUAAAACCACGAUCACGAGUGACAUUGCCGCCUGUCAGACUCGGCUACCAGGAGUUGAUGGAGCUGUUCCCACUGUUGUGUUUGUUGUCCCCCAUUGCGAAGCAUGCGAGACUCGCACUACUACGGGCCCCGUACCUUAUGUGACUCGAGUUCCUGCAACUGGAGGCGCUGAAAAGGACACAAUCAUUAUUUGUGAAGAAGAAGAAACUACUGGCUCUGUUGAGGUUCCCGGUUCUGGCCCUGAACAUUACAUUCCUGGACCCAAGAAUUCCAAGGGCUUCGCUUCUGAACCGCGCCCCUCUUCUGAACGCCCCUCUUCUGAACGCCCCUCUUCUGAACCCAAGCCCUCUUCUAAGCCCGGUGCUCCCUCUCAACCCGGUGCCUCCUCUCAACCCGGUGCCUCCUCUCAACCCGGUGCUCCAGCUCAACCCGGUGCUCCAGCUCAACCCGGUGCCUCUUCUCAACCCGGUGCCUCUUCUCAACCCGGUGCCUCUUCUCAACCCGGUGCUGCUUCUCAGCCCGGUGUCUCUUCUCAGCCUGGUGCCUCUUCUCAACCCGGAGCCUCUUCUCAACCCAGUGCCCCUUCUCAGCCUGGUUCCUCUUUUGAACCCAGCGCCUCUUCCAGGGUCAGUAAUCAGGGGAUCAACAUCAGCUCUAACAGCUCAGCACCCGGGGGACCAGGCUCCGGAAUGCCCAAGUCUGGCACGUCUCACACGGACGCUGACAAGGCUGCAAUUUAUUUCGUUGGUUUCAUGGCAAUGUUUGCUGGCUGGAUGUAA